GAACUAUUGCUACUAACAAGCCUCAGGCUCCGGGACGCGAUCCGGGCCUCUUUCUCCUCCGCUAGAAUCUGUGGGGUGGUAAUUCCUCUGAUAACUUGAUGCCUGUUAUGGCUUCAGCCUUGUUGUAAGUCUGUUUUGCAUUCUCCCAUUCAUCUGGUGUCAACACCUUAUAACGGGCUGAUCCCGGCUGAUUCUUCCGCGGAGGAGCACUGUUGCUUGGAUCAUGUCUAGGACACAGGCAGGACAAGCCUUACAUAUCUUUCUCCCCUUCAAGCGUCCCAUCAACCCUUUUUAGACCUGGCAGGGACGCCAUGGAUACCUGGUAACCACUUCCUCACACUGGCACACAGACGACACUUUUGUAAUCACUCUUCAUGCUUGCUCCAAGCAGUGUCUUUUUCUUUUCUGCACAGUUGAUAAAUUCUCCAGCCGCGUAUAGGGUCGCCGCCGUUUGAAGUAUUGGUAGCAUACCAAGGAGGUCUCGUUGGACUGUACACGAUGACAUCGUGCCCGCGCUGUUUGAAGGGCCAACACUACCUCGAAAUCCGUUUACUCCAUCAUCAAAUGUCUCUUUAAACCAUCAACAGACCACAUCUUUGGACCUUUACAAUCAAAACAUAGCACUACCACUAGCCAAACCGUCCCAGGGGAAGCAAGCCUGGAGCUGGACUUGAGGACAGGGGAAGACCUGUGGUACUAGACCAACACUUCCAACAGACACUAUUCUGGCCCUGCUAGUCAUGGGUUCGAGGAGAAAGAAGAAAGCCCCUCAAAAAGACACGAGUACUCCGGCCCCCAAGACAAUUGCUUGCGCGAACUGUGGAGACUCCAUCAUCGUCCCCAAGCAAUGCAAACAUGGCAAGAAACUCGUCAAUUGCCAGGGUACUGGCUGCUCUACGGCCCACAUCAUGGACCACAACAAACAAUGUCAAUACCAAGGUACCAAAGUACAUGGCAAAAAGGCCUGCAAGCAACCGGACGUCAUCAACAAGCAACGCGAGGUAUCGAGCUUGCUAUUGUUGCAGGAACUCAAUAAUGUGGAGAAGAUCAGAGGCAAAGAGAUGAGAUACUUCGAUGGGAUCCCCAAGGCGGAAUUUCUGCGCAGCGUCAACACGAUGAGCCUUGACCAAGCGAUAAUGGUCGGUCGACGACUGAAGGAAGUAGCUCAGGGCACACUCGACCCGGUCCGGGCUAUGUAUGACGAUGACGACAGUGAUUCGGACGAAGACCCGUGCAAGACACCACCAGAGGAAGAUCAAGGCCUGUGAGACAUGCGAGGCGAGAUGAUACCGACCAGUUGGGGAGGAAUUGGCAUGCUACCAGCGGUGGAGAGUGUUGCAAUUGAUGCCAUACUUGCCAGGACGGACUUCUCGAUAGCUAGUGAUAGAAUGAGCCAGUCUGGAGUAUCACGGAUUCAUGACGCUUUUCCGGAUCGCUCAGCGGCAUGUCCUAGCAAUUACUUCACCACCGAAGCCUCUCUCAGAAUAUGUACAAUUCCUCAAACUCUAGCCAUAGCCAUCCGUGUGGUCUAGAGCGGAGCCGCAAAUGCCGCUGCAAAACAGAUAUGAUGACACCGAGCACUCCAAGGCACUGAGCGAGCUUUGCCAAUACGAGCCAUUAAACAUGUGGUCAUGAGGGCUGCUUAGCUCCGUCCUUUCUAAUGCCGACGUCUUUCUCCC
This is a messenger RNA of Exophiala dermatitidis NIH/UT8656, 1679 nucleotides long. RefSeq lists its product as uncharacterized. The coding region runs from base 741 to 1268 and encodes 175 amino acids. The transcript has a single exon. Lineage: Eukaryota; Fungi; Ascomycota; Eurotiomycetes; Chaetothyriales; Herpotrichiellaceae. The record is from RefSeq and is a predicted model, not a curated record.